AUGCUAUCCCGUUCCCUACGUACUGCAUGCUCGAACAAAGGUUACAAAACCUUUUCACUGGCCAAGUCAUACCCGACUAAGUCUACUUCGAGACUACUUUCCACUGGAACUGCAGAUGCAAAAUCUGUAGAUUCAAAGAAUGUUUUGAAGUUCAAUAAAGCCACUAAUGAAAACACCAAGUCUGAAGUGAGUGGACAAAAGACCAAAGGCGACUUUCAGAACAAGAAUCAGUUUAUAUCUACCCUUUACGAUUCUUUGGAGACAGACUAUACUGAGUUUUCUCCACUGUUUGAAAAAGUGCAGCAGGCAUUUUUGAAAGCUUCGCCGAGAGAUAGAGGCCGUUCUUUUUUUAGCAUGAUUCCACUAGGAAAUGCACUGUUGACCAGAAUUUUGGACAUCAAAAAGAAAACCAACAAUGACGUCCCAACUUCAAUUCUCUUCAAGGAGAUCGUUUCCUUACUAAUUGAAAACAAGUUGAUUCAUGUUUCACACUUUAAUAGAUAUAUUAGAGAACUGAUUGCGGAAAAGAAAUACUUAAAUGCUUUAACCAUAUGGAUUGAAAAUGUGAAUUAUUUCAAAGACACUCCCCAAGCUUUCGUAUCCAAGAUUAACAACUCUGGAAUUUCAAAGGAAUACAACUUACUUGGUUUAUCACUAUAUCUACUUUCACUGAUUGAGAAUAAUGAAAAAAAGGUUGAUCCGGAGUUUAUCAAGUUAAUUUUUGGAGAUAAGCCAUCUUGUUCACUAUCAAACUUUCAAUAUUUUGUUGAUGGCUUGACUUUACCAUCUGAAGAUGCCCAAACUAUCGUGUCUUUAUACUCAACCUAUACAAGCGACUUAUUUGAUAUUAAUUCAAGCGAAAGUUUGAAAGGAAUAAGAGUUGCUUCUGUUGACGGUAAGGUUGUCCAUUUAGAAAAUACCAUCAAUAAAAACUUGCUCGCAUAUAACGGAAGAGAGGCCCAAAUCAAACCAUCCACGAUUGCUCAUUACAUGGAAUACUCGAACAACUGUAAGCUGUACUCUAGAUCGAUAGAGCUUUGGAAAUUUGCGUCUCUGAACAAAAUUGAGUUAACCGUUGAAAUAUGGAAUCAGUUGCUAAGUUCAUUUGCUAGUUCCGCGAUUGUUGAUUCUAGAAAUAAGGUUGAGUCCGUUUGGAAAUUGUUGAACGAAUCCGUCAGACCAAACUCGCAAUCAUAUUCUAUUUAUGUGAAGUAUCUCCUAAAAAAUAAAGAAAUCGGUAGAGUUGAGGAGAUUAUCAAUGACUUGAAAAAAAAUCAACCAAAGCUUUUUGACAACAGCUUGAAAUGUGCAAUGAUCGAGUUUUUGUUACUUUCAGAUAAAACAACCGAGUCCUUACAACUUUUUAAAAUCUAUCAACAAUCUGAAACAUUUGUUCCUACCAUUGAAAUUUAUAACAAGCUACUGAGCAAGUUGAUUACAGAGAAAAACUUUGAUGACGCCCAAAAGUUGUUGGAUGAAUUAAUGUCAAAGAAAUAUGAAAAUAUUUCCCCAGAUAUCGCAACGUGGACCACUAUAAUUGACUUUUUACUGAAAACUUCAGCAAGAUCCAAUUUAACGAAGGACGAGAUAUUGGAUAAAAUUUUGUCGAUUAUCAAGACAAUGGAGUCUCAUAACAUUAAAUUCAAUUCUGUCGCACUGAUUACAGUUGCUAAUAAUUUGUUGAGAAAUCGUCAAACUAGUGAUUUAGGGUUCUCCAUUUUGCAAAGUAUGGAAUCAUCGAACGUUAAAUUGAACGCUGUUGGCUACAGUGGUAUCAUAACAGCUUUCACCAGUGUUGGUGAUAUGACCAAUUCUUUGUACUACUACGACAAAGCAUUGAAAAACGGUAUUAAACCAACUGCAUUUUUAUACAACUCCAUUUUGAAGGGUUAUUCCAGAAGUCCUAACAUCCCAGAAACCAAAAAGUUUAUGGAGGGCAUUAAAGCACUUGCAGAGGCCAACCCUCACAAUAUGAAACUAUUGCCUAACAAAUAUACUUUCUACUAUUUAUUGUCACAAGGUGUUGCUCUCAAGGACCGUGACUUUGUGCACGAUGUUUUAAAGGAAUUGAGCGAGACUAACACCGAAUUGGGUUCUUCACUACCAACUAUCUUGAAAUCCUUGAAAGAAAGUGGUUACAACAUUCCAGAAUCAUUGGCUCAAAAGAUCCAGUAG
Messenger RNA from Pichia membranifaciens NRRL Y-2026, 2175 nucleotides. RefSeq lists its product as hypothetical. Gene Ontology annotation, molecular function: protein binding. NCBI's taxonomy places the organism in Eukaryota, Fungi, Ascomycota, Pichiomycetes, Pichiales, Pichiaceae. The record is from RefSeq and is a predicted model, not a curated record. The coding region runs from base 1 to 2175 and encodes 724 amino acids. The transcript has a single exon.